Messenger RNA from Trematomus bernacchii (emerald rockcod), 2762 nucleotides. Its product is annotated as tumor necrosis factor receptor superfamily member 1A. Gene Ontology annotation, biological process: signal transduction. The transcript has 10 exons. The record is from RefSeq and is a predicted model, not a curated record. Gene Ontology annotation, cellular component: plasma membrane. NCBI's taxonomy places the organism in Eukaryota, Metazoa, Chordata, Actinopteri, Perciformes, Nototheniidae. Gene Ontology annotation, molecular function: protein binding. The coding region runs from base 269 to 1630 and encodes 453 amino acids.
CUGACAUCUCUGACCCACAUGCACACACACAUCCACACACAUACUGUACAUACACAGGCUUCCUUUAGAACUUUAUCUGACUCAACUUAUGAGUCAAUCUAAAGAUGGCUUAAAGUGAGAAAGCCUCAUCCUUCUGCAUAAUUUAGCAGUGUCCUCACAUGGUGAUGACCAUUUUGACAUCAUCUGACUUUUUUUUUUUUUUAAAUGACUGAAACUAACAUUGCUCUAAAGUUGGUUGUUUAACUUCCUGACGUUCUGCUCUACCAACAUGAACUUUGUUUUGGUGUUCCCACUGAUACUCAUCUUCCUAUUCAUCGGACAGAGUUACACCGAGGUUAAAACCCAACAUUCAGAUUCAUGUUUUAUAAUAUGCCCAGCCGGAUAUUAUAAAGUUGGUCCAUGCGAAGGGAAAGCUGUAGGGUACAGAUGUGAAAAGUGUGGUUAUGGCACAUACACAGCAAUAACCAACUUUGUAAGCGAAUGUAGGCGUUGUCAGAGUUGUGGAUAUUAUCAGUUUGAAGCUAAUCCAUGCACCUUUACUAGUGAUACGCUGUGCGAGGAUUGCAAAUGUGAACAAUGCAAAGGACUGAACAACAACAGGGAGUGCAAGUCCUGCCAAAGCGAGAAGUGUUUGCAAUUACCAAAAUGCAAGAGGAUAUGUAAAACUACAACUGCAACCACAACUGCAUCUACAACUGCAAACACAACUGCAACCACAACUGCAUCUACAACUGCAACCACAACUGCAACCACAACUGCAACCACAACUGCAAACACACCUACAACCACAACUGCAACCACAACUGCAACCACAACUGCAAACACAACUGCAUCUACAACUGCAACCACAACAGCAUCUACAACUGCAAACACAACAGCAUCUACAACUGCAAACACAACUGCAUCUACAACUGCAACCACAACAGCAUCUACAACUGCAACCACAACAGCAUCUACAACUUCACUUUCAAAUGACACUCCAAAUCCUAAUGUGAUCCCAGUUCCACCGAAUCCCUUGAAUGCAUUUCAGUGGCUUUUGCUCACUGGGGUUGUGGUGCCGUUUCUGGGCUUACUGUGGUUCGUGCUUUUCAUUAAGAAUCCAUUCCAAUGUCUCUGCUGGAGAGCGAAAAAUGACCUGGUGCCCCCUGUCGAAGAUGCCAUAUUGAAUGAACGAGGCAGUCAUCAAGGCAGCAGCCCGCACACACUGACAUUACACAUAUCUGAGGAAACUCCCAUGAUGACUCUCAGUCAGAGUGCAGCCACACCAGAACAUCCAGCCCACAUCAGGCCUCUCCUACCAGACGGUGAACACAAAGUUAUCAAACAAAUCGAGCAAACUGAGCACUGGCCGGCCAUCGUCCUCUAUGCCAUCAUCAAGGAGGUGCCCCUGCGUAGGUGGAAAGAGUUCUUGCGUCUGCUCUCGGUGGCGGAUCAGCAGAUGGAGCGGGUGGAGCUGGAGGCUGGUUUGGGUCUGGGCUCCAUGGAGAAGCAGUACCAGAUGCUGAGGCUGUGGAGCCAGCACUCCUCUGGCUGCCUGAAUGAUGUCUUCUCGGCCCUGCACUACAUGGAUUUAUCUGGCUGUGCCCAGCUACUGCAGGAAAACCUGGACAAGCUGCAGUGGAAACCUUAACUGGAGCCAUGUUUCCCAGUCUGCAGAGGUUACAAAGACCAUGGUUUUAAUGGGGCACUGCAGGACACAUGAGGCUUCAGCACCUGGGAACACAAGAACCAUAAGAGACAACUGUGCUUCCUAAAAAGGACACCAACUGGAGUAAUAGUUCAUCCCCAGGAAACUGAAGUGACGUCAAAAGUGACUCAUAAUGAGUAAAUGCAGAUGUUUUGUUUUCUACGUAUUUAAUGGUUGAACAUCAUCAAAGGCCCUCCAGAUAAGUGUAAAAUGUGUGCCUUUCUGAGUCUUUAUUUGGUUGACAGCUGAUAUUGUACAUAUCAGUUCCAGGUUGGUUGCAGUGCAAAGUAAUCUGCAGAAAUGGCUUCCUCAAAUACAUGUCACAUCAACUAAACUAUUUUAGAAAGCCGCGUCAUGGCCUUUAACAACUUAGGGCAGAACUCUAGUAAUAUAGGUGGAGAUUUAAGGAAAACAUAAUGAAUAAAGGGGAAUCCCCUUCUUUUAUCUAUACAGCUUAAUCUCCAGCUUCUCGUGACCCUGCUCUUAAAGGCCAACUGUUUGGUUAGACUUUUGUUCAGUUUGAGUAUUUAAACUGUGUGAACAAUCUUUGAUGUUGAAGCAGCACACCAGACAUCCCUUUUAUCUCAUUUGAGAAUGAAAGUGUAUUGGUACAACGCUGCUCACGUCAGUUUUUCAGUUUCCUGCAAAUAAAACGUGUCAGGGCGCUGUAGACUGGGUUUUUCCUCACCACACAUAUUCCAUCUAAACAAUGGUUUCCUGUUGUGUGGUUGAAGGUAUCUCACUUUGAGAGUUUAUGUGUGUCAUUCCAGUUACUGCAGGCAGUAAUACAAUUUCCAGUAAAUCCAUGUAAUAAUGUUUUUAUAUGAAUCUAGGUCUGUGGUUUUUGGCUUUUAUCUUUGAAAUAUGCAUUGUUUACACAUUUUUAAAUUAUUGUGUUUUAAUUUGGUACAAUAAAUACAACGCUUAAUGAGUGGAUUAUUAUACUGAGACUGUCAGGGUUAGUAAUUGUGUCCUCACUGGAGUCACCUGGUACAAAUGUGUUGUACCAUGGUAUAGUAAGAGCCAGAACGUUAUCAUAAAAGAAGGAUGUGAUGAAUAAAAGUUGUGGCCACCA